Molecule: messenger RNA, 2036 nt
Organism: Rhopalosiphum padi (bird cherry-oat aphid)
Lineage: Eukaryota; Metazoa; Arthropoda; Insecta; Hemiptera; Aphididae
Product: inhibitor of growth protein 3-like
Exons: 9
Coding region: 136-1251 (371 amino acids)
Biological process (GO): regulation of DNA-templated transcription
Cellular component (GO): NuA4 histone acetyltransferase complex
Source: RefSeq, a predicted model, not a curated record
UCACUCUACAGUAUAUAAUAAUGCAUGAUAAUAUUUUUUUAUAGUUUUUUUAGUUCUUUUACAUUUUUUUUUUUUUGAAUAAAUACAAUAUAAAUAUUAAAUACUAGUUGGAUACUAAUUUCAUUCUAAUUCACAAUGUUGUACCUAGAAGAUUAUCUCGAAAAUAUCGAGCAUUUGCCACAAGAGAUGAGAAAUCGCUUUACAAAAAUGAGAGAAAUGGACUUACAAGUAGAAAAUUCUAUGGAUUGCAUAAAAAAAAACGUGGAUACUUUGUUUUUAAAAGCAGACAAUAUGAAUCCAGAUGAAUUAGAAACUAAUUUUAAGGCAAUCAUGAAAGAAGGAGAAAAAUCUGUGGAACAAUCUGAGGAAAAAGUUCAAUUAGCUAACCAUAUGCAUGACCUUAUGUCAAAAUAUUUGAGACGAUUAGAUCACGAGUUACACAAAUUUAAAAUGGAACUAGAAGCUGAUAACAGUGGUAUUACUGGACUUAUUGAAAAAAGAAGUUUGGAUUCAGAACAAAGUAAUAUUAGUAUUCCCAAUCAAAAAGAAAAUAAGUAUCAAUUGAAUAGAUGUCUUUUUAGUGAUAAACAAGAAUCAUUAAACCAUGUCAGUACUUCCAAACAAAAAUCAACAUCAAUAGCUUCAAAUUCUACUAGUAGUGGUGAUGUAGCAUCACCUUCACGUCGCGAUACAAGUCCUGCAAAUUCUCGAAUGGUUCCAUCUUCUUUAUCGUACACAUUGGGACAUAUGGGAGCUGGAAGUCCUGCAAUUGCAGCAGCUGCAUCCCAAGCUAUUGUUGCUACUCAACAAUUGUCUCAAGGUCGUAGGACAGCUAGUCUAAAAGCAUCUCUAGAAGCAAUUAAUUCUGGAGCUAACUUGACAGGUCAAAUGAGCUCUGCGUCAGGUGUUCUACCAUCAGAAUUGCCUAUUAGUAAAGAAUUAGCAGGUGUGGCACAUUUAGUCAACCCUAAUAUGGAUGGAACUAGAAAACAUAGAAGGCGAGGAGGUACUCAAAAUGCACAGAUGUCCACUGAAGAAGAUGUGGAUGAACCAAUUGAUCCUAAUGAACCCCGUUAUUGUAUAUGUAAUCAAGUUGCUUAUGGUACAAUGGUCGCUUGUGAUAAUAAAGGGUGUCCAUAUGAAUGGUAUCAUUGUGAAUGUGUCGGUAUAACAGACCCACCAAAAGGCAAAUGGUAUUGUCCUCAAUGUAUUACAACAAUGAAGAGUCGUAGAUCACGAAAAACCACAUGAAUGAUAAUGCAUUUACUUAUAACCACUAAUGUGUACUUAUUUAUAUAUUUUUUUAGCUUGAUAUUAUUGAAACCAAUAUUUUUUGUAAAAAAAAAGAGAAUAGAAAAUGAAAACAAAAUGUAAAUUUUUACAAAACAUUCUUAAGGAAUUUUCUUGUUUGUUUUAUUAAUAUGUUAUAUAUAAAUUAUUUAAAAAAAAACUAUUAUAAAUAUUUAUAUUUAUAUUAUAUUACUCUUAGCAGUUUUUCAAGAAUUAAAAAGAAAGAAUCUUAGUGAAAUAACGUUUGUAAUUUUUUAUAAAUUAACCACAGUGAGUUCCGCUUAAUGUGAUCACAUUGGUUCAGAUCAUUUUGAUUCUAUUAACCGGUUGAUUCCAUAAAACAUUUUUUAUUUAUUUUAUUUAUACACUUUAUUGAUGAGUUUAUAUUUAUAUAUAUGUUUAAAAUUAAAUUAAAAUAAAGUAAAGAAGCUAUCUAUUUUUGAUUGUAUUGAGAAUCUAUUAAUUUUAUUUUUAUAAUAGUCUGAAAUUAAAAUACAUAUACAAUUAAUAAAAUACAUAUACUUUAUUUCGAAUGAGAUUGUACCUCGGCGGCCAAUUUGUGCGAAUGGGUGUGCCUUUACUACACAGCAGGCGAAUAGACAGUUGACUCGGUGGGGUGAACACAUGGGUGUUGUCUGACUGCCGCUUGAUGAAAACUGGUUGUCACCGAGGUACAAUCUCAUUCUGAAUGGAGUAUAGGUACAUGUUUUUAAUUAUUUGAAAUUAAAUAAAUAAUAUUGUAUGUA